Messenger RNA from Leptonychotes weddellii (Weddell seal), 1532 nucleotides. It is a transcript of the gene ADAMDEC1, whose product is annotated as ADAM like decysin 1. NCBI's taxonomy places the organism in Eukaryota, Metazoa, Chordata, Mammalia, Carnivora, Phocidae. Gene Ontology annotation, molecular function: metalloendopeptidase activity. The record is from RefSeq and is a predicted model, not a curated record. Gene Ontology annotation, biological process: proteolysis.
CCAGUUUCAUGCUGUGUGGGACUUCUCAGCUAUCUGCAGUAGACAACAUGUCUUUGGCACUACUUUCUGUCCUCUGGCUCAUCAUUCAAACUCAAGCCAUAAAGCAAACACCUGAAUUAGAGCUCUAUGAAGUAGUUCGUCCUAAAAAACUACACAUUUUACGCAAAAGGGAGAUACAGAACAACCAGACAGAGAAUGGCAAAGAGGAAAGAUAUGAACCUGAACUUCAGUAUCAGAUUACAUUAAAUGGAGAAGAAGUUGUUCUUCACCUGCAAAAAAGCAAACAUCUCCUGCGGCCAGACUACACUGAAACAUAUUACUCACCCACAGGAGAGGAAAUCACUACAAGCCCUCAGAACAUGGAACAUUGCUACUAUAAUGGACACAUACUAAAUGAAAAGGAUUCUGUUGCCAGCAUUAGUACUUGUAAUGGUUUGAGGGGAUACUUCACACAUCAUGACCAAAGAUAUAUGAUAAAGCCUCUGAAAAGCACAGACCAAGAAGAACAUGCUGUCCUCACACAUAACCAAGAGGAGAUAGACCUGGCUAAUCGCACUUGUGGUGUAAGAAGUGUUGGCAGGAAACAAGGCCAUAUUCGAACUUCCAGGUCACUCAAUAGCCCAGAGCAAGAAGACUUUCUUCAGGCUGAGAAGUACAUUGAUCUCUUGUUGGUGCUGGAUAAUGCUUUUUAUAACAUGUAUAAGGGGAACCUGACUUUGAUAAGAAGCUUUGUGUUUGAUGUGAUGAACCUACUCAAUGUGAUUUAUAAUACCAUAGAUGUUCAAGUGGCAUUGGUAGGUAUGGAAAUCUGGUCGGAUGGUGAUAAGAUCAAGGUGGUACCCAACACAGGUGACACCUUUCGCAACUUUCUGAAUUGGCAUCGUUCUAACCUGGGGAAAAUGAGGAUACAUGACCAUGCACAGCUACUCAGUGGAAAUGGCUUCAGCAAUGGACGUGUAGGAAUGGCAGCCUCGAAUUCCUUGUGUUCCCCGGCUUCCAUUGCUGUUAUUGAGGCUAAGAAAAAGAAUAAUGUGGCUCUUGUAGGAGUGAUGUCACAUGAGUUGGGUCAUGUCCUUGGUAUGCCUGAUGUUCCAUAUUAUACCAAGUGUCCCUCAGGGAGUUGUGUGAUGAAUCAAUAUCUGAGUUCAAAAUUCCCGAAGGAUUUCAGUACAACCUGCCGUUCACAUUUUGAGAAAUACAUUUUAUCUCAAAAACCAAAGUGCCUACUGCAAGCGCCAAUUCCUAAAAAUAUAAUAACGAAACCAGUGUGUGGGAACCAACUUCUGGAAUUAGGAGAAGACUGUGAUUGUGGCUCUUCUAAGGAAUGUUCCAAUCCUUGCUGUGAGGCCAUGACCUGUAAAUUAAAAUCUGAAGCUGAUUGUAGAGGAGACACUCUGAACCAUAUCACACAAUGAAUCAAAAAAUCUACUUCAUUGAAAUGCUACUUGCUAGGACAAGAAUCAAGAAAUCUAAACAACCAGGAAUCUUGUACUUAGAUAUAUUUUGCUUUUCACUUGGCAUUAUACUUUUUU